CAGUCUAAAUCCGCGGCGGGCUUGUUUUUCUUUUUUUUAACCUAAAAUCGUUUUUUAACGUAUUCCCGAUGUUUUACGGCGCCACUCUUUUAAAUCAUUUUAUAGCGACAGUUUAGCCAUUUUACUACAUUUCGUUUUCACGGCGACGCACAAUUUUUCCCUCCAACCAGACGAACAUGGCAGAAUGGAAGACGCAGGUAACUUACAAUUACAACCCGUCUUUCCAGGCCUACGCCUACAGUCUGGUGUACCAGCCGACGCCGGGGCUCAACCAUGGAGCCCUGGCUGGCUGGGGGGACAACGGAGACACGGGCCUGGACAGCUGCAAUGUCGCGGUGACGCAGACCCUUCACGCCGCCGUGGACACCACCACCGUGACCGGGGACGAGUUCCCGGCAGGCAGCCCCGACACCGAGCCUGUGGCCGGCGAUUGUUAUCCGGGAACCGAACUCGUGUUUCUCGAUGAGGACCAGGAAGGCCAUAUGCUGCUGGCCGGACCGCCGCGGGAGUCCUACGGAGGCGAGGGGAGUGAGGCGAAGCGGGCCAGGAGCGGUUCCUUCAGCGACUCAGAGGCGCACACCUCUCCCGAUUCUUGGAGCUCUGUCAUUAGCCGUGAGGGAAGCCUCCCUCAGGUGGACCCCACCACCUGGGCAGAGAAGGGGGUUGGGGACGAGCCGGUGAUCAGAAGUCCGGGCGGCAGCGAGGAUGUUUCCAGCUCUUUAAUGGAGGAGGCCCAGAACCUAGCAAUACAAGGGAGCCAGGCCAUCAGUAACUCCAUGCCUGCACGUGCAUCCCUUCCUGCCCCCAGCAGGCUUGGCAUCGCUACAGCGACGAACCCCAAAGCAAAGGUCCGGGUGGCCUUCACAGAAAGCCAGAUGAACGCCCUCGUCCAGCGCUUCAGCAUUCAAAGGUACCUCACCCCAGCUGAGAUGAAGAACCUGGCAGAGGUGACCGGACUGACUUAUAAACAGGUGAAGACCUGGUUUCAGAACCGGAGAAUGAAGCUCAGGAGGCAUCAGAAAGACACAAGCUGGGUGUCGGAGCGUUAUGCCACGCGCAAGGACGGCCCGGUUCACAGGACCAUCUUCUCCAACAUGCGCUCACGCAUGCCACUUUAUGACGGCGAUGGUCGGCCCCAGUUCAGGGAGCAUUACAACCACCACAUGAUGGAGGCCGCUUUUGCAAAGUCCCCACAGAACCUGGCCUACUACCUCGCCGCGAUGGGCGGCGCGGCUGGAUCCGGCGGUUACCCACCCUGGUCCGCUAAUGGGCCGCUGGCCGCUGUGCCAAACCGGCCCCACCCGGCUAGGUGGCCCGUGCCGCAAGGAGGCGCGCCCUUCGAUUACAGCCCCAACGCAUUUAACACGAACAAUUACGCGCAUGCUGCGAGCUUUGACGGCACCGAGGGGGGGGCUGUAACCACGGCUGUAAGGCCUGAUGGAAACCAGUAGCCGCGGUGCUGGUUGGUCCACGAGCUUUGUUUUUUUUUCUUGGCGGCUUCAUCCAGCUGUUGUGAUAAUGGUCAUUUCCCCACUUAUUGGCCUCCAUUUGUGUACAUUUUCUUUAUGCAUGAUUCAUGUGUGUUUUUCUGUCAUACAUUUUUUUUUUUUUUU
This is a messenger RNA of Fundulus heteroclitus (mummichog), 1613 nucleotides long. It is a transcript of the gene nanog, whose product is annotated as nanog homeobox. The coding region runs from base 177 to 1451 and encodes 424 amino acids. The transcript has 4 exons. Lineage: Eukaryota; Metazoa; Chordata; Actinopteri; Cyprinodontiformes; Fundulidae. Gene Ontology annotation, molecular function: DNA-binding transcription factor activity, RNA polymerase II-specific; RNA polymerase II cis-regulatory region sequence-specific DNA binding. Gene Ontology annotation, biological process: regulation of transcription by RNA polymerase II. The record is from RefSeq and is a predicted model, not a curated record.